AUGCUUGAAUCCACCAAUCAACAACAGGCUCACACUACAACGGUAUCGUCACAUAAGAAGCAAAAGAGGAGAGACAUCAUAGAUUCUUUCUAUGGCCCGCCAAUAAAGCGUCGUGUAUCAUUACAUGACUUGAGUAAUAAUAAAAAAAGACGCCUUGAAUAUUUAAAAGAAAAGCAAAGGGAACAUAGAUCUAACGAAUCUCAAGAAGCUAAGACCAAAAGAUUGAGAAAGAUGCGGGAUUAUGCACAGAGGGCUAGAUCUAUACAUAAUAAAUCAGCAGAUCAGAGAGAAGCACGUCUAAGUGAUCAAAGACACAGAAGUCAGCGAACAGUUAACAAUGAAUCAGAGGCUCAAAGACAGGAACGUCUUGCUGACUUAAGUGAAAGAUCACAGCAACAAUGUGCCAGUGAAUCAGAAGCUGAAAAAGAAGAACGUCUCUUAGAUCUUCGUGAAAGAGAUCAUGAAAGAAUAGCCUCAGAAUCUGAAGAACAAAGAGCUCAACGUAAUCAAAUAAUGAGAGAAUAUCGUAGAGUUAUUGGCUAA
Amphimedon queenslandica is the source of this 543-nucleotide messenger RNA. Its product is annotated as MAP7 domain-containing protein 1-like. NCBI's taxonomy places the organism in Eukaryota, Metazoa, Porifera, Demospongiae, Haplosclerida, Niphatidae. The record is from RefSeq and is a predicted model, not a curated record. Bases 1 to 543 code for a protein of 180 amino acids. The transcript has a single exon.